Molecule: messenger RNA, 843 nt
Organism: Lactuca sativa (garden lettuce)
Lineage: Eukaryota; Viridiplantae; Streptophyta; Magnoliopsida; Asterales; Asteraceae
Biological process (GO): shoot system development; root development
Source: RefSeq, a predicted model, not a curated record
AUGGCUUCUACCUUUUCUUCAACAGAAAACAAUAUUCAUCACUUCCGCUCGAUGAGUUUGCCUGCCCUUGCACAUCCAAGCACUAUUCAAGCUGAAGAGGAGAUAUCUGAAUUCAGAAAAUGGGAGGCAUCAACGUCAUCUGUUCCUACUGCAGAUACAAUCUGUGGUGCACUAGUGAGGCUACAAGGUUUAUAUGAAUGUGUCGACACUCUUCUUAGUUUGCCUUUGACCCAACAAGCUCUUACUCAUAGCCAAUAUACGAAAUUGGUUAAUGAGUUGUUGGAUAAAUCCAUCAGUCUUAUGGAUAUAUGUGAAUCUACAAGAGAUUUGGUGUCACAAGUUAAAGAAAAUGCUAGAGACGUUCAGUCUGCUGUGAGAAGGAAAAAAGGAGAUGUAAGCAUCGCAACAUCUUUCAUGAAGAACCUGAAGAAAGACACCAAAAAGGCUAUUUCAUCUUUGAAGACAAUUGAUGAAAAGAUUGGAGGCAUGCCUCCUAUAGAUCUUGAUCAUCAUGUUCUAUCAGUUAUCAAAGUAGUAAGGGAUAUUGGUGUCGUGAGGUCAUCUGUUUAUAGGUCGCUUUUGUUGUUCUUGUCUGGAUCUGUUGCGAAGUCAAAGUCGACAAGGUGGUCAAUAGUUUCAAAAAUGAUUCACAAAGGAACGGCUGAGGAAAAAAGUCAGGUUCAAAUUUUCAAUGGGGAUCUAGAGAGCCUUUUUGAAGAAAUGGAGAAUGGUUUGGAGUGUAUGUUUAGGAGUUUGAUCAAAACAAGAGCCUCUCUCCUAAAUAUUCUUCCCCCUAAACAUUCUCUCAACUUGGGCAGCAGUGUGACCAUGGAUCAAGCUUAA